Messenger RNA from Gossypium raimondii (Peruvian cotton), 3167 nucleotides. RefSeq names its product respiratory burst oxidase homolog protein C. NCBI's taxonomy places the organism in Eukaryota, Viridiplantae, Streptophyta, Magnoliopsida, Malvales, Malvaceae. Gene Ontology annotation, molecular function: NAD(P)H oxidase H2O2-forming activity; calcium ion binding; peroxidase activity. The transcript has 12 exons. Gene Ontology annotation, cellular component: plasma membrane. The record is from RefSeq and is a predicted model, not a curated record. Bases 207 to 2963 code for a protein of 918 amino acids.
CUAGCUCAAUCCCUAUAAAUACAUAUACUGAUAAAACCUGCAGAACCCAGAAAUAACAUAUAUAUAUAUAUAUAUUCAGAACAGGCCAAGCAAAUUAGAAUUGUUGUGUAUAUUGUGUUUGUUUUCUUCCAGUUUUCAGAUUGUUUAUAGCUAUAUCAUAUCUAGCUGGCGAAAAUAUUGUACUGGCUAAUUGGGAAUCGAGGAACAUGGAGAAAAUGAGUUCUGAGGAUGGAGAUCGUUACCACCAUCGACAUCAUUACUCUGAUACAGAUGUUUUAGGGUCCGAGAAAGUGCCCCAUAGUGGUCCAUUGAGCGGACCAUUAAACAAAAAGGUUGCAGCAGGGAAGAAAACUGCCCACUUUAACAUUCCAGACUCCAGCUCUUCCAACGACGACCGUUACGUUGAGAUCACCCUCGAUGUUACUGCCGAUUCGGUAGCGGUUCAGAGCGUAAAGGCUGCGAAUGGUGGCGAUUUGCAGGAAGAUCCUGAGCUGAGUUUGCUGGCUAAAGGUCUGGAGAAGAAAUCUAAGGUGGUGAGGAAUGCUUCGGCCAAGAUUAGGCAGGUGGGGCACGAACUCAAGCGCUUGACAUCUUUCUCCAAGAAGCCUGCUCGGUUCGAUCGGACUAAAUCCGCAGCGGCUCAUGCUCUCAUGGGCCUCAAGUUCAUUAGCAAGAAUGAAUGUGGACAUGGAUGGGAGGCUGUUGAGAAGCGGUUUGAUGAUAUCACUGCUUCCAACAAUGGAGUUUUGCCUCGUUACCGGUUCGGUGAAUGCAUAGGAAUGGAGUCUAAGGAGUUUGCACUGCAGUUGUUCGAUGCACUUGCUCGAAAACGAAACAUUCAUGGUGAUGCCAUCGAUAAGGCUCAUCUGAAAGAGUUUUGGGAUCAGAUCUCGAAUCAAAGCUUCGAUGCUCGCCUUCAAACUUUCUUCGACAUGGUGGAUAAAGAUGCAGAUGGAAGAAUAACAGAACAAGAAGUCAAAGAAAUUAUUAGUCUCAGUGCAUCUGCAAACAGACUCUCAAAUAUCCAGAAACAAGCUGAGGAAUAUGCAGCUUUGAUUAUGGAAGAAUUAGACCCAGACCGCCUGGGGUACAUCAUGAUAAACAACUUAGAAAUGCUUCUGCUACAAGCACCAAACCAGUCAGUACGAGGCGAAAGCCGGAAAUUGAGCCAAAUGCUAAGCCAGAAGCUUAAGCCUACAUAUGACGGUAAUCCAGUUAGGAGAUUCUGCAGGAACACCAAGUAUUUCUUGCAAGAUAACUGGCAGAGAGCUUGGGUGACGGUUUUAUGGAUUGCAGUUAUGUGUGGGUUGUUUGCAUACAAAUACAUCGAAUAUCAAAGGAGGGAAGAUGUAUUUAAAGUACUGGGGAAUUGUGUUUGCUUUGCCAAAGGUGCAGCUGAGACAAUUAAACUGAACAUGGCACUGAUACUGCUACCGGUAUGUCGUAACACCCUCACCUGGUUAAGAAACAAGACGAAACUAGGCGUUGUCGUUCCCUUCGAUGACAACCUCAACUUCCACAAGGUUAUAGCAGUGGGGGUUGCAUUUGGGGUUGCCAUACAUGGGAUUGCCCAUUUAGCAUGUGAUUUCCCUCGCCUGCUUCAUGCCACUCCAGAUGAAUAUGUACCAAUGGAACAAUAUUUUGGUGAACAAGCCAAAAGUUACUGGCAUUUUGUGGAGCACGUUGAAGGAAUAACUGGGGUACUAAUGGUGAUUUUAAUGGCCAUUGCAUUCACGCUAGCGGCACCGUGUUUCAGGCGGGGUCGGAUCAACCUCCCAAAGCAUCUAAAGAAACUAAGUGGCUUCAAUGCCUUCUGGUACUCCCACCAUCUGUUUGUCAUUGUUUACACUCUCCUUAUUGUACAUGGAAUUAAGCUCUUCUUGACCAAGAAAUGGUACAAGAAAACGACUUGGAUGUACUUGGCAGUUCCAAUUAUCCUUUAUUCAUGUGAAAGAUUGACAAGGCUGCUUAGGUCAAGCAUCAAGGCUGUUACAAUACAAAAGGUUGCUGUUUAUCCUGGAAAUGUAUUGGCACUUCAAAUGUCAAGGCCCCAUGGAUUUAGAUACAAAAGUGGACAAUACAUGUUUGUCAACUGUGCUGCAGUGUCUCCAUUUGAAUGGCACCCCUUUUCUAUUACUUCAGCUCCCGGGGAUGACUAUCUGAGUGUGCAUAUUAGGACACUUGGUGACUGGACUCGACAACUCAGGACAGUGUUUUCGGAGGUGUGUCAACAACCUACUAAUGGAAAAAGUGGCCUCCUUAGAGCCGACUGCGUGCAUGGAACUAACAUCCCAGAUUUCCCAAGAGUGUUAAUCGAUGGACCAUAUGGAGCACCGGCACAAGACUACAAGAAAUACGAAGUGGUUUUGUUGGUGGGUUUGGGGAUUGGAGCAACCCCCAUGAUUAGCAUUGUGAAGGACAUAGUGAAUAACAUCAGGGCCAUGGAAGAAGAGGAAGAAGAAGAGAAAAGUUGUGGUAUAGAUGAAGGAAACGGGGUUAAUAAAACGAAUUCCACAUCACCAAAUUCAAAAAGGAAAGAAAACUUCAAGACAAGGAGGGCAUACUUUUAUUGGGUGACGAGGGAACAAGGUUCCUUCGAUUGGUUCAAAGGGAUAAUGAAUGAAGUGGCUGAAAUGGACCAUAACCAUGUAAUCGAGCUUCAUAAUUACUGCACAAGUGUGUAUGAAGAAGGCGAUGCUCGCUCAGCUCUCAUUACUAUGCUUCAAUCACUCAAUCAUGCUAAAAAUGGGGUCGACAUCGUCUCUGGUACGAGAGUAAAAUCCCACUUCGCCAAGCCUAAUUGGCGCAGUGUCUACAAGCAUAUUGCUGUCAAUCACAACAACUCUCGAGUGGGGGUUUUUUAUUGUGGGGCACCGGCGCUGACAAAAGAGCUUCGCCAGCUAGCUUCAGAUUUCUCCCACAAGACGUCCACCAAGUUUGAUUUCCAUAAAGAGAACUUUUAAUCCCAUGCCAGGGUCCCGGAUAAGGAGAACCUAAAAAAGAAAUGCUUUGGAGCUAACCAGACUCUAGAGACAGUUACAAGCACCUUCAUCCCACUGUGUCUCUCAAUUGUACAAAGAUCUUGGACCCGUCCAUUUACAAAUUGCUUUUCUUCUUUGUAAUCUUGCAUCCAAGUUUUCUAAUCCAAUAAAUUCAAAAUUUUCGCA